Messenger RNA from Dacryopinax primogenitus, 1140 nucleotides. RefSeq names its product P-loop containing nucleoside triphosphate hydrolase protein. Lineage: Eukaryota; Fungi; Basidiomycota; Dacrymycetes; Dacrymycetales; Dacrymycetaceae. Gene Ontology annotation, biological process: DNA-templated DNA replication; DNA repair. The record is from RefSeq and is a predicted model, not a curated record. The transcript is spliced from 11 exons. Gene Ontology annotation, cellular component: nucleus; Rad17 RFC-like complex; Elg1 RFC-like complex. Bases 36 to 1115 code for a protein of 359 amino acids. Gene Ontology annotation, molecular function: DNA binding; DNA clamp loader activity; ATP hydrolysis activity.
AUUACCAUCGCCUCCGUCACUUGACCAUCCCCAUCAUGUCUCUCUGGGUCGAUAAGUACCGUCCGCGAACACUAGAUGAUCUGGAUUAUCACUCUGAGCUAUCAGAGCGCUUGCGUUCAUUGGCAAGUUCGGGAGAUUUCCCUCAUAUGCUAUUCUAUGGGCCUUCUGGAGCUGGGAAGAAAACACGUGUAGCAUGCGUGCUCAGAGAGCUGUUUGGAGCUGGAGCAGAGAAGCUCAAGAUCGAACAACGGGUUUUCUUGACACCAUCAAAGAGAAAGCUAGAUGUGAAUGUGGUGAUGAGCAAUUAUCAUCUGGAGUUAACACCCAGUGAUGUCGGCAUAUACGAUCGUCAAGUCAUACAAGACAUCCUCAAGGAAAUCGCUCAGACACAACAGGUGGACUUGAGUGCAAAACAGAGAUUUAAAGUCGUGGUUAUCAACGAGGCGGACCAAUUAUCACGUGAUGCGCAAGCGGCAUUGCGUCGAACUAUGGAGAAGUAUAUGGCUAACCUACGAAUCAUUCUCGUCGCCAACAACACGAGCAAGCUGAUUGCGCCUAUCAAGAGCCGAUGUUUGCUUGUGCGCGUGGCGGCUCCUACACUUGAAGAGAUGGAGACCGUGCUGGGGUAUGUGGCGAAGAAGGAACGCGUCGACCUUCCACCCGAGGUUGCUUCAAAAAUUGGUGCAGAAGCCGUCGGCAACCUGCGACGAGCGCUCCUUGUCCUUGAGGCCCUCAAAAUGCAGCAUCCAGACCUCAAUGCGGAGAAGCUGGAGAUUGCCAAGCCAGACUGGGAAACCUACUGUGCGAAGGUGGCUGACCUCAUUGUGGAACAACAGAGUGCACAACGCAUUCUCGACGUGCGUAGCAAGCUUUAUGAACUCAUUUCGCACUGCAUCCCGCCUUCUCUCAUAAUCAAGACGUUGGCAGACAGGGUCAUAGAGCGGGUGGACGAGGCACUCAAGGCGGAUAUCAUGCAUUGGGCGGCCUUCUAUGAACAUCGAAUGAGACAAGGUAGUAAAAAGAUCUUCCAUCUGGAGGCAUGGGUGGUCAAAGUCAUGAGUCUGUAUAAGCACUUCACCCAUGAUAUCGACCUGACAGGGUUUGAUGAUUUUUGAUUGUCGGCCCCGUCAUUUCCGAGCG